This is a messenger RNA of Aureobasidium uvarum, 345 nucleotides long. Lineage: Eukaryota; Fungi; Ascomycota; Dothideomycetes; Dothideales; Saccotheciaceae. The record is from the annotation of a GenBank genome assembly.
AUGACCGACUUUUGGGAAACCUGGGCCCUCUCCAAACAUCCAGAAAACAUGCUCACCAUGCUCCACACCUGGCAAUCCGGUGACUGCUCUGCUCAACACCCUUACAACAACUCUUUCCCGGCAGCCAUGAAAGCCAUCAAAGCAAAAGCUUUGGUGUUGCCGAGUAAAACCGAUCUCUACUUUCCGCCCGAGGACUCGGAGUACGAGGUGCAAUGCAUGAGUGAGGGCAUCGGGAGACUAGAAGUGUUUCCUAGUAUCUGGGGGCAUUGGGCUGGUGGACCGGGUCAGAGUACCGAGGAUGUCAAGUGGUUGGAUGAGAAGUUGAGGGAGUUUUUCGCAGGGUAG